Onthophagus taurus is the source of this 2467-nucleotide messenger RNA. RefSeq names its product zinc finger protein on ecdysone puffs. Gene Ontology annotation, molecular function: zinc ion binding; nucleic acid binding. The record is from RefSeq and is a predicted model, not a curated record. Lineage: Eukaryota; Metazoa; Arthropoda; Insecta; Coleoptera; Scarabaeidae.
UUACAAUCUCUAAACCCGACGCCGGUCGGCGAACAACGCCAUUUUGACGUGAUCAUCAGCGUGCAUCGUCACGCUUGUAGUGUUCUCCAAGAAAAUUGAAAUUCCUAUGAAAUUACAUCGACUUUAUAAUUUUGAAUUCUGUUAAUAUUGGUAAAUCAAUUAAUUGACGUCAAAGGACUCAAAUUGUAACACAAUGAGUUACUACCGACCUAACUUUAGCCAAACCGCUGCGAUGUCUCGCGGUCGUGGUUAUUCAUCAUCAAGAGGUAGUAGUUAUCGUGGAUCAAGUCGUGGAACUUCGGCAUGGGGUUCUAGUCAACGUGGUAGCUACAACAAUAGUAGAGGGUCCGGAAGCGGUGCUCGAUUUUCGUCAUCGUCAUUCAAUUCGUCUUUUGACUCUAGAUCGAAAUAUGGGUCGUCGUCUGAUCGGUACUCAAGGCCAGAUGAUUAUAGAAAAUCGUCCUAUAGACCGGACAGUUCUAGAUAUUCUGGCAGUGAGCACCGUGGGUCUCCAGACCGUAAACGAUUGAGAACUGAGUCUCUUAGCUCGCGCCAUGAUGGCUACGGUGGAUCAGGUGAUAGCUACGGCAGAUACGACUCUUCAGGGAGUGCGUCUUACACGGAUAGGAGAAGUUUUUCGACCGACAGGAGGCAGUCAUCAUUUUCUAGGCGCGAAGAAUUCCGAAAGCCGGCUCCGCCCGUUUCCUCUAGCCCUCGCGGGGGUUAUAGGGGUCGCAUCAGUUCAAGGGGUUCGAUGCGAUCAAGGCUAAGAGAGAGGCCGACGCGCCGCCGUCUCAUUGAGAGCUCUUACGUUGUACGGAGACGCACUAUCAGACCGUCUGACUACACGAAGAGAUUAAAAAUGGCCCGUAUGAGGAGCGCCGUUGUUCGUCGUUCCAUUAAAAAACCGAAGAGUGACGAUGAAAGCGGAAACGAAAAAGAAGAAGAAUCCGAAGAGAAAAAAUCUAAACCGGAAGCUGAAGACGCGGAAGAGGAGAAACCCGGGAAUGACGGUGGUGAAGAUGAUGACGAGGACGAUCGUCAAAGUGAAAAGAAGGAGAAAACACCUAGUAAGAAAAUAAAAGAUGAAAAAGAUGAGAAAAAAGACAGCGAUAGCGGCGAUAAAUCGCCGUCGCAAAGAAAAUACAUCAAAUUGGUUUGUCCUCAUUGCCAAACUAAAUGUACUACGUUUGUAAAGUACAGUUUACAUUUGCAAAGUGGGCGUCAUAUUUCGGCGAUGCGUCGCGUUGCUUUGAAACAAAAAGCAAUUUUGAGCCGGAUGCGUUUGAUGCAGAGGAACGCCCAAAGAGAACUUGAAAAGACCACAGACGACUUGGCAUCAAGAACUAGUUUUUGCCCAUUGUGCAAAUUGAAUUAUAAACAGCCUAAAUUAACCCAUCAGGCUUCUGAGUCUCAUAAAAACAUGAAAAAGUUUUUGAUGCCAUAUUGCAAAACUUGCAAGAUAACUUUCAAGAGUCCUAUGUUGUAUGAGAGCCAUUGUUGUUCUAUUGAUCAUAUUAAGCGUAAAUCUAAUUCUGAUGACAAAUCUGAUAAAGAUGAAGGAUCUGGAGCCGAUGAUAACUUAGAAAACUUUAUGACCAUUGAUUCUGUAGGCGAUAUGGACGAAGAAGAACGUGAAAAGAAAAAAGAAGGUGAAGACACAACAAAACCAAAAGAAAGUAUAAACGUUGGCAUAGAACACGUAAAAAAAGUUGAAGUUUAUUAUUGCGAUUUAUGCAGUAUGUACUUACCGCGUCGUGAAGAAUCAGAAAUGCCAAAAAAAAUUGCAGAACAUUGCAAAUUACGCACUCAUUUACGACGUUACGUUAGUUACAAAGAAGAUAAAGAGUUGGCAAAACGAGCUGAACGUUUACAAAGGCGUGAAACGUUGGAAAAGGAGAAAGAGAAAGAAAAAGAAGAAAUUAAGCCCGCUGACGAUUCAACAAUAAAAUCUGAAACUGGUGGAAAAGAAAAUGGGGAAGCUAGCUUGAAUGAAGAUGAAGGUGAUGAAAAGCUUUGGGCUGAUGUUGAUAAAGACUUGGGGAUUAUCUUGGCGGAAGCUGAGUCAGGGAAUAAAAGUUCUGAUGAAGAUGAGGAUGAUUCCUUUGUGGGUGGGAGAUACGAUAGAUUCAAGACUGGCGAGAAAAAUGUUGACGAAAAGAAAUUGGCGGAUGAUGGUAAAGAAGAUGAAUCGAUGGAAACUGAAGUUAAAGAAGAAGAAACUCCUGAAACUGAAGCUAAAUAAAGUAGUAAAGAGUUAUGUGUUGGAAUUUAUCGAUUUACUAAUUUCAAAUUGAGUUUUUAUAUUUCCAUUAGUUUUAUAUUCUAAUUAAGUUGAAUACAUUAUAAUAACGAUACUUCUAGAUGGUUAAACAAUGUGUGUCUCGUGUUAUUUUGGAUAAUCUAUUUUGUGGUUGUAAAUAAGUUUCUUGAAAAUUAAAUUAGAAAUAGACGUUCAAUCUCCAAA